CCACCGAGGCGGCGGCGCGUGCGGCGGCCUAGAGCGGCCCGGAAGUAGCGUCCGGCGGCCGGAGGCCCCUCGCGGCCCGCGCUCAGUACGGCGUCCCGCCCCCAGGGCCGGCCGAACCCGAUGACCACUAAGGACGGCGCGGCGGGAAGUCCCGACCGAAUGGAUCCCGCGGCGUCGAGGACGUCGGAGGAGGAGGAGGAGGGGGAGGAGGAGGACGGGGCGGCGCCCCUCACCCGGGAGGAGUGGGGACGCCUGGAUCCCGCCCAGCGGGACCUCUACAAGGACGUGAUGCUGCAGAGCUACGGGAACCUCGUCGCCCUGGACGUCAUCUCCGUGCUGGAGCGAGGGGGAGAGCCGUGGUUCCUCAACUGGCAGCGGGCGGACGACGGAGACCCCCCGGGAGACGCCUCCGGAGACCCCUCGGGAGCCGCGGAUCCCGCCGGGGACCCCGGCGCAGAUGGGGCCGCGGAGGCCCGGGGCGCCUCGCCGCCGCCCCCCGCCUCGCCGGAGCCGGAGCCGGAGCGCGGCGCCUCGCCGGCGGCCGGGUCGGGGGCGCCCCGGGGCGAGGCGGGCGCGGUGCGGGCGGCCGGCCGGGGCCCCGCGGGGGCCGGGGGCCGGGCCCCGUGCCCCGCCUGCGGCCCGGCCCGGGCCCACCCCUGCCCCGACUGCGGCAAGGCCUUCGCGCGCGGCGCCUACCUGGCCCAGCACCGCGCCACCCACCGCGGCGAGCGGCCCUUCGGCUGCGGCCAGUGCGGGAAGACCUUCCGCCGCGUCACCCACCUGGCCCAGCACCGCGCCACGCACACGGAGGACCGGCCCUUCUCCUGCCCGGACUGCGGGCAGGCCUUCCGCCAGCACGCCAACCUGGCGGCCCACCGGCGGACCCACACGGGCGAGCGGCCCUACGCCUGCCCGGACUGCGGCAAGGCCUUCGCCACCUCGUCCAGCCUCUUCAAGCACCAGCGCACCCACACCGGCGAGCGGCCCUUCGCCUGCCCGGACUGCGGCCGGGCCUUCGGCGUCAAGUCCAACCUGGUGCAGCACCUGCGGACGCACACGGGCGAGCGGCCCUACGAGUGCCCGGCCUGCGAGCAGACCUUCACGGACCGCUCCACGCUGACCCGCCACCGCCGCAUCCACAGCGGCGAGAAGCCCUACGCCUGCCCCGACUGCGCCAAGGCCUUCAGCUGCAGCUCCAGCCUCAUCCAGCACCGCCGCAUCCACAGCGGCGAGAAGCCCUACGCCUGCCCCGACUGCGCCAAGACCUUCCGCUGCAGCUCCCACCUGGUCAAGCACCAGCGCAUCCACACCGGCGAGCGGCCCUACGCCUGCCCCGACUGCGGCCGGGCCUUCCGCUGCAGCACCACGCUCAUCCAGCACCAGAAGACGCACACGGGCGAGAAGCCCUACCGCUGCGGACAGUGCCCCAAGGCCUUCGCCUGCAGCUCGGGGCUCAUCAAGCACCGCCGCGUCCACGGCGCCGACCGCCCCUUCCCCUGCGACCUCUGCGGCCGGGCCUUCGCCACCUGCCCCGCCCUCGCCAAGCACCGCGAGACCCACGCCCCCGCCCCCGCCCCCGCCGACUAGG
Ornithorhynchus anatinus (platypus) is the source of this 1588-nucleotide messenger RNA. RefSeq names its product zinc finger protein 501-like. The coding region runs from base 121 to 1587 and encodes 488 amino acids. The transcript is spliced from 6 exons. NCBI's taxonomy places the organism in Eukaryota, Metazoa, Chordata, Mammalia, Monotremata, Ornithorhynchidae. Gene Ontology annotation, biological process: regulation of DNA-templated transcription. Gene Ontology annotation, cellular component: nucleus. The record is from RefSeq and is a predicted model, not a curated record.